Molecule: messenger RNA, 1074 nt
Organism: Xenopus tropicalis (tropical clawed frog)
Lineage: Eukaryota; Metazoa; Chordata; Amphibia; Anura; Pipidae
Gene: prim2
Product: DNA primase subunit 2
Biological process (GO): DNA replication initiation; DNA replication, synthesis of primer
Cellular component (GO): alpha DNA polymerase:primase complex
Source: RefSeq, marked validated
AGGUUUAUAUUUUCUGUAUUUGUGUGGCAUCCUGUAAACAAUGCUCUUCUCCAGGGAUCGGAAAUUUAGGCAUACGACAAGAUUAACGGGAGACAGGAAGGGUGACCUGUAUCCGUCAAGUUUACAAUUUUACCAGCAUCCACCAACAGAGAAUAUAUCUCUCACUGAGUUUGAGACCUUUGCAAUUGAGAGACUUAAACUUCUUAAAGCUGUAGAGAAUCUUGGUGUCAGUUAUUUGAAGAACUCCGAUGAUUACAAUAAAAAACUAGAACAGGAAUUGAGAAAACUCAAGUUUCCAUACAGAGCUUUACAAGAUGAGAUAAAUGAUGAAGUCUAUGAUCUAAGAAGGAAAGACCACAUUUCGCAUUUUAUCCUACGUCUUGCAUACUGUCAGUCAGAGGAUUUAAGGCGCUGGUUUAUACAACAGGAAAUGGACCUGUUUAAAUUUCGGUUUAGUUUGUUGACUAAGGAGAAGGUCCAGGAAUUUCUUAAGCUCAAUGAUCUGGAGUAUGUUGCUAUCAGUCAGGAAGAAAAGAACAUGCACAAAGAGGAUUUAAUGAAUUCAAGUUUUGGCUUAAGUUUGACUAAAAUGGAAGAUCUAGAAUUUUACAAGGUUCCCUUCCAAGCUGCUCUUGAUUUAGUUCGCCCAAGAAAGGUUUUCCUUUGGCACGGCUUUGCAUACAUUCCUCAUACAGAUAUUGUUUCAAUUGUCUUGAAUGACUUCAGAACAAAGUUAUCCAAAGCUUUGGCAGUAAGUGUGAACUAUUAUUUUGUUGUUUUUCACAGCAUAUAUCUUCUCAUAUUAAAUUAGCUUGAAUGACUCUAACCUUUAAUAUGCUUCCGUACUUGUGCUAAACUAUGAAUGGUAUAAUGUAUUUAAUGUAUUCACUUUCAUGUUUUGCUUCCUAACUUUAUUUUUUAUGUCUGUAUGGUUUUAGUCAAUAUUCUCAGUAGUUUAAUCCUUUUCUGGUCUUAUAUAUUACAAGGCUUUAUGUAGUUUAUUAAGAAAUGUCAGGUGGCUCUUUGUUUUAUUGAAGAUGUUCAUAAAGGAAUAAAAUACUAUUCUGUAUGGAU